UCCGCCAGGCCAAUACGUGGCACGGCGACUGGCUGGAGUUCAUGACGCGCGUCAAACUGCAGCCGCAGGUACGAGGCGCAGAUCGAGAUGAUUGAGCGGGAUUAUGGCGAUCGGGAGGUCGCGGAACUGUGGCCGCGACUGCUGCGCUGCCUACCGGAAUUCUUUCGAGACAUCAGUGUGGAGCCGGCGCUGCUGCACGGUGACCUGUGGUUUGGAAACACGGCCGAGGUGGACCACGAGCCAGUGUUGUUCGAUCCCGCCACCUUCUAUGGACACGCCGAGUUCGAUCUCGGAAUCGCGAAGAUGCUCGGGGGAUUUGGAGCCGACUUCUACAGAGCGUACCACGAGUUGCUGCCAAAGGAGGUUGGCUUCGAGUCCAGAAACCGGCUCUACCAGCUCUUCACGAAGCUGAAUCAGUGGAAUCACUUCGGGACCGAAUACCGCGGCGGCUGUCUGUCGCUGAUGAGGUCGCUGGUGGAGCAUCAGUGAUCUGACUUC
Messenger RNA from Pollicipes pollicipes, 498 nucleotides. Its product is annotated as ketosamine-3-kinase-like. The coding region runs from base 88 to 489 and encodes 133 amino acids. NCBI's taxonomy places the organism in Eukaryota, Metazoa, Arthropoda, Thecostraca, Pollicipedomorpha, Pollicipedidae. The record is from RefSeq and is a predicted model, not a curated record. The transcript has 4 exons.